GCAACUGGGAAAUAGCGAAAGCGAAAGUAUAUGAAGAAAGAGCGAUUACCUUCCUCUACGGGUUGACUGUAUGGCAGCCAUGAAGAAGAACGAUUCUCUUAGCAAUAGUGAUAAUAGCAGGAGGUGGAAACGGAGAGAGCUUGGCAUACUCAUCCUCUACGCGAUUGCCUUCUACUUCAUUGUCAUCCGUCGAUCCCUUCACAUAUCUCGUGAUCAUCACUCCCGACUCUACGGUUUACGCCCCGGAUGGCUCACAAAAUUUACUCAUCUUCUCAAUGAUGUCUCGGAUGCUCAAUGGAGGAACUUUCGAGGAAAUUUACCGAUUCUUACUGUUGUUUUUGGGAUAUUUGCUUUGGUGGCCAAUACAUUGAGAGCGUAUUUUGAUCUAAAAGCGAGGGGGAUGUCCUUUGUUUGGCUUUUCAUUUCUUUAAUUUACCUCUCAUAUCUGCAUGGAGCUUGCAUCAUUUUCAUCCUAUCAAUCGCUUCACUUAAUUAUCUUCUAGUAAAGAUAUUUGCAAGAAAGAAGUACUUCUCACUUGUAAUCUGGAGUUUCAAUAUCUUUUUUCUUCUAUGCAAUCGUGUUUAUGAAGGAUACUCAUUCUCGAUAAUAGGGCAACAAUGGGCGUAUUUGGACAACUUCCGGGGAUCCUUUAGAUGGCAUAUUUGCUUCAAUUUUGUUGUCUUGCGGAUGAUAAGCUUUGGGUAUGAUUACCAUUGGGCAGAUCAUGAUUCUCGCUUUGAUCAAAAGAAGCAUAUUCAACGUUGUCAUGUUUGCAAGUCUGGACAAACUUGCUACCAACUUUUACAGGAGAGAAGUGUCCAAAAUGGCAAUUAUGGCCUUAGUAUAUACAUUUGUUACUUGGUAUAUGCUCCCCUCUACCUUGCUGGGCCAAUUAUAAGCUUCAAUGCAUUUGCUUCACAGUUAGACGUGCCUCAGAAUAAUUAUCCUAUUAGAGAUAUUACUCGUUAUGGUUUACGCUGGGUAUUCAGUCUUGUCCUAAUGGAGCUAAUGACACACCUCUUUCAUUACAAUGCCUUUGCAAUCAGUGGCUUGUGGAAACAGUUAUCUCCUAUGGACGUGUUCAUUAUCGGAUAUGGGGUCUUAAACUUCAUGUGGCUAAAGUUUUUUCUUAUCUGGCGCUUUUUUCGGUUUUGGUCACUGAUAUGUGGCAUCGAGGCCCUAGAGAAUAUGCCAAGGUGUAUUAAUAAUUGCCACAGCUUGGAAGAUUUUUGGAAAAACUGGCAUGCUUCCUACAACAAAUGGCUUGUGAGGUAUAUGUACAUUCCUCUAGGGGGAUCUCGGAAGAAGCUGCUUAACGUAUGGGUUAUAUUCACAUUUGUUGCCAUAUGGCAUGAUUUAGAGUGGAAACUUCUUUCAUGGGCAUGGUUAACAUGCUUGUUCUUUAUCCCGGAAAUGAUACUAAAAUCAGCCGCAAGUGCAUUACAGGUUGAGAGUGCUUUGGGGAAGUUUGUCUUUCGUGAACUUAGUGCUGUUGCCGGUGCUAUCACAAUCACUUGUCUCAUGGUUGCGAACCUUGUUGGUUAUGUUGUUGGACUAUCAAGCGUGAAUUGGUUGAUAUCUCAUUUCCUUCAAAAAGAAGGACUGUCUGUUCUGGCUGGCAUGUUUCUAACAUUUUAUGUGGGGACGAAGCUUAUGUUUCACAUUGAUGAUGCCAAGCAAAGAAGGCACUGAAGUGGCAUGUGAAGCUUCACUAGGUAUUCCACAUUGCUAAAUGUCAAUGUGCAGAUUUUGGAUAUGACACAGGCAUAGAUGAUAUUAUUUCUUUUGUCAGAGCAGUAGGGUGUAGCCAUUCCGUGUUGUGCAUUCUCUUGUAGUAGAAAUUUAUUUUUUAGGUCAUGUUUGGCUCACGGGAUUGAAUUAGUUGAAUAGGGUUAGAUUAAUUUAGAUUAGACUGGAUUGAUAUUGUAUUGGAUAAUUGUUGGAAUUUUACCAGAUAUAUAACUAUGUAUAAGCUAUAUAUAAUCUCAAUAGUCAAUACUACGUUUACUGUGAA
Messenger RNA from Alnus glutinosa, 2015 nucleotides. Its product is annotated as membrane-bound O-acyltransferase gup1. Bases 71 to 1693 code for a protein of 540 amino acids. The record is from RefSeq and is a predicted model, not a curated record. The transcript is spliced from 19 exons. Gene Ontology annotation, molecular function: acyltransferase activity. Lineage: Eukaryota; Viridiplantae; Streptophyta; Magnoliopsida; Fagales; Betulaceae. Gene Ontology annotation, cellular component: endoplasmic reticulum.